Messenger RNA from Colletotrichum truncatum, 1656 nucleotides. RefSeq lists its product as uncharacterized. NCBI's taxonomy places the organism in Eukaryota, Fungi, Ascomycota, Sordariomycetes, Glomerellales, Glomerellaceae. Gene Ontology annotation, molecular function: FAD binding. The record is from RefSeq and is a predicted model, not a curated record.
AUGCCAGCACCGAAGCCCAUCCUCAUGGCCAUCUUGGCCGCCGGUCAUUUCAUGACCGCCUUUUCCCGGCAGUCGACCCUCUUUGCUCCUGUGUUCGAGCAGUCCGACUUCGAUGUCACCAAGGCGCUUGUGGACCUAGGUGUUGACGUCGCAAAGAUCCCUGAUUUGAGCGACUCCAAUAAAAGGCUUGAAUCGGGGUGUUCCAUCGCUUGCAGCUCGCUGAAGCACAUAUUUGGCGACGAAGCCGUCGAGACUAGAGACGAGGAGGCAUUCAGUAACUUUACCCGGUCGUACUGGUCGUCUAACCAGGCUGAGGUCAACCCAUACUGCGUCUUCAAGCCUUCAAAGCCGUCACACGUCUCGGUAGUAGUGUUGCUGUCUCGCUUGACACAAUGCCCCUUCGCAGCCAAGAGUGGUGGACACGCUGCUAUGGCCGGAGCUUCUAAUGUAGAAGACGGCAUCACCAUCUCAUUAACGAACAUGAAGGAGAUCUCGCUCUCUGCGGACAAGAAGGUGGUGUCAGUGCAGCCCGGAAACGUCUGGGGCGACGUGUUUGCAGAGCUCGCCAAGUUUGAUGUGUCUGUUAUUGGAGGUCGAUUGAGUAACAUUGGUGUUGGGGGACUGACAACAGGAGGCGGUAUCUCGUUUUUUUCUAACCUCUACGGCUGGGCUUGCGACAACGUUGAAAGUUUUGAUGUUGUCAUUGCAAACGGCGCAAUUGUCCGCGCUAGCCCUACACACUUCUCUGACCUCUACUGGGCCCUCCGAGGGGGUGGUAACAAUUUCGGUCUUGUCGUCAGCUUCAAUCUGUUAACGAUCCCACUUCCUGGUGGCAAGAUGUGGGGAGGUCUUCGCGUAUAUACAGAAGACAAGUUUCCCGAGGUCUCGAAGGCUAUUGCCAAUCUUGUAGAAAACUCCGCCGAUGACCCCAAGGCUGGCUUUUGGGGCGUAUGGGCCUUUUUUGAUGGCAUCAAGAUCGCGAACCCUGCCCUGUACUAUUCAGAGCCGGAUAGCGGUAACGCUACCAUUUGGUCAGAAUUGAACGCCAUUGAUGCUGUCGAUGACACGACGAAGAACCGCCUCAUUCACGAGUGGACCCACGAGUUAAUGCUUAGCAGUCCGUUGGGCUUGCGAGAGGUAUACUAUGCAAUCACGACCAAGGCUGAUCAGGAGAUUCUUGACUUUGCGCAAAAGCUAUUCUACGAGAAUCUGCACAAGGUUUUGGAUAUUCCUGGCAUACUACCUGCCCUUAUCGCUCAGGGAAUCACAGUUCCUCAGAUGCAAAACAUGAAGAAGAACGGAGGCAACGUUUUGGGCCUCAAUGCAGAGGACGGGCCCGUCUACUUGAUCCAUAUCUGCGCUAUGUGGGAAAACGAAGAGGACGAUGCUACAGUUUAUCAGUUCAUGUCAGAUAUUUUGAAGCAGAUUGCAGCCGAAGCAAAGGCUCGUGGGGUCAACAACGAUUACGCCUACAUGAACUACGCCAGUCAGUACCAGGAUGUUAUCAGCAGCUAUGGUGCCACGAAGAAGGAGAAGUUGAAAAAUAUCUCUCAGAAGUAUGACCCGCAACAAGUUUUCCAAAAACUGCAGCCGGGAUAUUUUAAGCUGGAUCGAGCACCUAUUCCGGACACCGACUACUUCUCUACUAGUUUCUAG